This is a messenger RNA of Octopus bimaculoides (California two-spot octopus), 934 nucleotides long. RefSeq lists its product as uncharacterized. NCBI's taxonomy places the organism in Eukaryota, Metazoa, Mollusca, Cephalopoda, Octopoda, Octopodidae. The record is from RefSeq and is a predicted model, not a curated record. Gene Ontology annotation, cellular component: mitochondrion. Gene Ontology annotation, molecular function: glycine N-acyltransferase activity.
UAACCCACUUCGAAGUUAUAAGUUACGCGGUGUACUUGUUAUAUUAUCAAACUUAAACAACUAAAGUCUCGUCAUUUCUUUCUUAAAUUAACGGAAGUUGUGAAACAAAUCGAUGUGGAAAUUUAACAGUAAUAAUUGAAAGAAGCUGACGGCACUUUUUUAAUUUACUUUAUUUUAAUAAACGCCAUGGCACCCCUACAGUUAAAUGAAUCUGAUACAUUACAGUUGAUUAAGAUCUUAAACGAAUACGGAGAAAAGGCACUAUUAAUCACGCAUAUAAGCUACACCUACUACGAAUUCUCUUUGAAAGAAGAAAGUCUUUUAAAAUUAUUACAAACACCUGGAAUUGUUCGAAGUUCUUCAAUUAAAUUUCCUGCCAUUCUCUCUGAAAGAAAAAGUGUUGUAGAAGAAUACAUGAAAUCUAAAGACAAAUGCGUUAAAAAAUGCGACAUGUACAACUUGUAUCAUUUAGACGAAAAUUCCCUUCAAAGCAGUGUAGCACCAACUAAUCUAGACAUAGGAGUCCUUACCACAGAACAUUUGGACGAUAUCGCAGACACCUGGGAACAAUCUUCUACCGACCAAGUGGACAGUACUAAGGAAUAUAUCAAUGUACUUAUAAACACGUUCCCAAAUGUGUGUUUGUGUAAUUCCAUUGAGAAAGUAGUUGCUUAUGGAUUGGGGACCGAUAGUGGAACAAUCGGAUAUCUACAUGUCAAUGCUAAUUAUCGCGGACGAGGCUGCACAAAAGCGGUGAUCUCUAUGUUAUCAGCUAAGUUUAUUGAAGCAGGAAUAACGCCAAGUGUCAAAAUUCAACCAGAAAAUAUUCUUUCUAUUAGUGUCCAUGAACAAAUAGGUUAUCAGUCAUCAGGAAUUGUGGUUUAUGAUAUGGAAUUUUAAUAAUUUUCAGAGUAAUAAAAAUAACAGAAAUUUU